Messenger RNA from Plasmopara halstedii, 1219 nucleotides. Its product is annotated as Ribonuclease H-like domain. The transcript has 2 exons. The annotation marks the transcript as partial. Lineage: Eukaryota; Oomycota; Peronosporomycetes; Peronosporales; Peronosporaceae. The record is from RefSeq and is a predicted model, not a curated record.
AUGGAAAAGUGGGGUCUUGAUAGUUUACGUCUGACAAAAAUUAUACGUGACAAUGGCGCAAAUAUUGUAAAGGCAUGUAAUGACUUGGAAGUUGAUCAUUUCGGUUGUGUGGCUCACUCUCUGCACCUUGUUGUGUCUGGAGCUCUCUCAAAAUCGCGGGAAGAAGUUGAGGCAGCUCAAACAGACGAGCAGAUGAGUUUUGGUGAUCUAGCAGAGCCCGAUGAAACUGAUGAACAAUGGGUGGAAGAUCCGGAGGCUGAGCUGGAAGCUAUUGGUGAGUUAGAAGACGAAUUGGGUCUUAUAUCGCUGGAAGUUACUUCUUCUGUUGAGUCUGUUGCUGAGUCAGUGGAUCUAGAAACCGACGAUUGCAUGGAUGAAGGUCUUCUAGAUGGGUGUCUAAGUGCAAGUGCAGCAGUCGGGCUGAUGGACGCAAUGAAGAAGGCGAUGAGUGAAACACGAAAGCAUGUUGCUAGCUUCCGCAAGAUUGUUACCUUUUUCAACAAGAGCGCAAAAGGAAAAGCCAAGCUAAAAGAACUUCAAAAGGUUCCUCUGCCACUUACUGUUAUCGCGGACGUGGCAACGCGUUGGAACAGUACCCACCAAAUGAUUGAGCGGCUUCUCUUUCUUCGCCCGAUACUUCAAGAAUUUAUGGAGUACAUACAAACGUCGGUUGGAAAAGACGAGUUUAGUGAUGUCAAGAUCGCAAGACCAACGGGUGAAAUGUGGUUCCACAUUCAGUGUUUAGACAAGCUGCUCGUUAGCUUUCACGGCAUGACCCCUUGUUGUCAGAUAUUCUCGAAGGUUUCUGCUGCUCAUGUCGGUGAGCUGUACUAUGGUGCCACGCUAAAGCGAAUGCAUCUGGUGCGUCGCUUUUUCAUGCUUCUCCUUCGCAAGCGCUUCGGUAAUUUGCCCGACGACGUGAAUUCGUGCUGUCUGCUGGACUCUCAAUUCGCUCAUGGUUCCUUCCUCAGCGUUACCGAGAGAGAAGAGGCUGAGAGGUUUUUGGUCAAUGAAGCACUGCGUCUCGCCGGUGCCAAUGUCAUCGACGCAAACCUCAAUUCAAGUGUAGAAAUGAGCAGCGACGAUGAUGACUUCAUGAGCGAACUCCUCGGCUUAAACCGCAAACCGACGCCGCCAGAACCAGAAUCCCCCUUGGAAUUGUCACUACGUGAACAAGUCAAAACGGAGCUCAACCUUUACUUUGAGAAAUGUAAACUCC